This is a messenger RNA of Aedes albopictus (Asian tiger mosquito), 1959 nucleotides long. Its product is annotated as cytochrome P450 4c21. The transcript has 5 exons. Gene Ontology annotation, molecular function: oxidoreductase activity, acting on paired donors, with incorporation or reduction of molecular oxygen; heme binding; iron ion binding. The coding region runs from base 119 to 1609 and encodes 496 amino acids. The record is from RefSeq and is a predicted model, not a curated record. Lineage: Eukaryota; Metazoa; Arthropoda; Insecta; Diptera; Culicidae.
AUAUGGAAAAUCGAUGUUGAUUAUUGGGUGCGAAAAUUGUUCUCCAUAAUCCAGAAUACUGCAUUUGCAACAAUCGAACUGCGAGGGUCAGUUCGAAGUCAAUCGUGCCUCCAACAGGAUGGAUUUAUACACAGCGCUACUGGUUGUGCCUUUCGCCUUCGUAGCCCUUGUGUUCGCGUACGUGCGUGCCCUACAGUAUAAAAACCGCUUCGCCGACAGUGUGCCAUUUGCUGGAGUGUCCCCAUAUCCGUUGUUCGCCAAUGAUUGGGAACUGUUACGUUCUUCAGCGGAGGAGAAAUUUGAAUUUCUUAAUCGGGAAUUUUUCUCCAGGCAGCCUCGAUUAUUCAAAGCGUGGUUAGGCCCGUUGAUGGUCUUUGGAACGUGCCAUCCGGAUGUCAUUCAAGCCAUUCUAACCCAUCCGGAGUGUGUGGAUAAGCCGUUUUUCUACCAAUUUGCUCGAUUGGACCAUGGGUUACUGGCGGCUGGAGCACACAUUUGGCGGCGUCAACGAAAGCAACUGAACCCCACGUUUAACAUACGCAUACUGACAAGCUUCUUGCCCAUUUUUGAGGCGUGCUGCCAACAGCUGGUUGAUGAUUUGAAGCCACUCGUCAACGGGGAGCGCUUCGAUGCGCUCUAUUAUACGACCCGGUGCGCGUUGGAUAUGAUUUUGAAAUCCAGCUUGGACACGGAAAGCUUCUCGGACGAAGAGAGUGCCAGUUUGGUCGAGCAUAUCAAGCGGUUCUUGUUUAUUUCGACAAACCGAGUGCUGAACAUAUUUCACUAUCUAGAGCCAGUAUAUCGCUUAUCCAAGAAUUAUGCCUUGGAAUCGGAAUCAUUUAAAAUAUAUCUUGGAGCAACCAGAAAAAUAAUGAAGAUCAAACAACAGGAAAUGAAGGGUAAACCUCUCAAGGAAGAUGAAAUUGAAUACAACAAACCUCGAAUCUACAUGGAUCAACUGCUGAAAUUAUCCGAUUCGUUGAGUGAGAAGGAGAUAAUGCACAAUGUUUGUACGAUGAUAGCAGCGGGCAACGACACAUCCGGUCAGUUAUUGGCGUAUGCUUGCGUAUUCCUCGGAAUGUAUCCCGACGUCCAGGAAAAAGUCUACUCUGAAAUCGUAGAGCGCAUUCCUCCGACACAGAACGAGCCCAUUACAGCAGAACAACUAAAGUCUUUGUCCUACACGGAGAUGUUCCUGCAUGAAUGUCUACGCCUAUGUCCCAUCGGACCAACGAUUGCCCGGAAGAACAUGACCACGAUCGAGUUGGAGGGAGUCAAAAUUCCAGCUGGCCAUUUCCUGAUCAUUUCGUUCUUUAACUUGCAUCGGCGAAAGGACAUUUGGGGACCGGAUGUAGAUCAGUUUGAUCCAGAGCGGUUUACACCGGAGAGAUCAGAGGGGAGACAUCCAUACGCGUUUCUGCCAUUCAGUGGAGGACCACGCAACUGUAUUGGUUCGCGUUACGCCAUGAUGAGCAUGAAGAUGAUGAUGAUCUACCUACUGCGAGAGUACCGAUUUCGGACGGAUUUGAAUAUUUCGGAUUUGAAGUUUAAUUUCGGCAUGAUGCUGUGUAUGCCAUUUGAACAUUGGGUGCAAAUUGAGAAACGAUGAUUAGAAUACCAAUGUUCAUUUUUGUUCAGUAUUUUAGUAUCAUGUUUCUGUAACUAUAUGUCAACCAUUAAGUUCUCAUUAAAUCAAAGAAUCAAAAAGCAACUUGAUUUUUCAUUUUAUAUGUAGGUACCUCACCUUUUAUAUGUAAGUACCUUCAUUUUAUAUGUAAGUACGUUCUUCGCUAAUCUGCACUCGAAGACUGUGGCCUGCAGUUCUAAUCGUAGAAUGGAGGUGUACUUCAAUGGUGCUAUGCGAGUCUUUCCAGCAAUUUGUGAACAUUACACUUGAUCUUCUUCUACGAGUCGCAAGAAUACUGCCUCUACCAUUGCCCUUUCACUUGCAUCAACGGA